ACCAUGCCUCGUCAAUUUAUGUGUGCUUAUACAAUUCAAAAAGCCAAUCAAAUUAUUUCCAAAGCAAAAAGCCAUUCAUGGAAGCAGAGGAAAUCUUGAAACUCUUUGAUACUUUUUGGUUUGGGCAUCAAAGUUCUUUAACAUCAACAGGCUCUCAUGAAAACAAAUAUCAUCAAAGUAAACAAGAAUCAUCAAAAGAAUCAAAGCUUUCUCGAAUCCGAACCAAUCACACAAGGUCCAUGAGUGAUGAAUUAAACAACAUGACAGCUUUCAAACAUGAUUCUCUUUCUCCAAAAUCUGUCCUUUUUGAAACAAAGCUUCAAACAAUCCACUCAGGGAAAGAUGUCAUAGACUACAUAGAAGCCGAAAACCAAACACAGUUGCGGCUUCAAGUUUCGCCUAAGAAGAACAUCGUAAGAAAUAGAAGGAGGAAGAGAGAAAGCAAGAGUUUAUCAGACCUUGAGUUUGAGGAGGUAAAAGGGUUCAUGGAUCUUGGUUUUGUUUUCUCGGAGGAAGAUAAAGAUUCGAGCUUGGUUUCAAUCAUACCGGGGUUGCAAAGGUUAGGAAAGAAUGAUAACGACGACGAAGAAGAGGAUUCUUCUGUUGAAUCUAUGAUUCAAAGACCUUACCUUUCUGAAGCAUGGGAGGUUCAUGAAUGGAGAAAGAAAGAGAAGCCUUUGAUGAAUUGGAAAAUUUCUGUUCCUACCAAUGAUGUUGAUAUGAAAUAUAGUCUCAAAUGUUGGGCUCAUAAUGUUGCUUCCACUAUAAAAUGAUGAAGUUUGUGAUUCAAAAUUUUAUGAUAUUUUGCUUGUGUCUUUUGAGGUUUAAUUUGAUUUUUGGCUCCUCUUUUUCAUUUCAUAGUUUUGUUAGUUGUUCAAUUUUGUCUGUUUUGAAAUUUGUUGGAAAAUCACAUUCCAUAAGGUUGUAAAUUGUGUUCUUGUUGCAUGAGAAAUAGCAGGCUGGAAGACAUGGAUAGAUUGGAAUGAGACUAGUUGAAGGAGAGAGGCGCGAGAAACCAUAUGAUUUUUUGGCCGAGGAGGUGAUGUAUCAUGUGAUGGACUUCAUUUUUGAGAGAGGUAUGAGCUAAAUUGAAGAGUUAAUAUAUAUUUAAGUCCAUGGAUGAAUUGUAUCUUAAGCAAAGGUUGUAGGACGGGAAGAUAUAAGGGUUUUGAUAUGCAAGAACAUGUCAAUAUUUGUAUUCUUGUUUUAAAAAAAAAAAGUAUAUGUGUAUCACCCUUAUGUUGAUAGGGGUGGCUAAAGACUUAAUAAAUUUUCGGUGGUUUAGGUCAAGUUCGUAGUGGUAGAGAUCCUGUUUUGGUGUUUUUUUUUAUGAGGUGAGAGCAAGUUCACGUGGAGUGAGAAGCUCUCUAUUUUGGAGUGUUUCGUGGUGUAUUUAGAAUAUCCGUCUUCAUUUUAGAAAGGAGAUAUUUAUAAAGGCUUCUGGGAUUUGUGCUAGAGAUCCAGAGAGCGAUUUUCCCUAGCUUUGUAACCAUGGAACGUGGGCAUGGGAGGACUUGGUUUCCAUAAAUUAUGGGGAGAAUGGUUUUCUCCUUUUGACCGACCAUUUGUUAGUUAUUAUGGGGACACGUCAUUCCCAUUGGAUGGACCAUGGGCGUGAGUUUAGAGGGCCCAACUCUGAUGGGUGACUCAUUAGCCCAAUUAAGGCGACAUUAUGCCUCGUUAUGGGCGGUCUACAUGGCCUAUUUGGGAGGCCCUGGUCUACAUAGGAUGGCUCGCCCCUUGGCAUGGUAUCUCGCCCGUCUUACUUUCCAUAAGUUGUCCCUUCUUAAGGGCUAGCAAAUUUAUAACACUACAAUCUUCAGUUGAGUAAUUAGAGGUGAGAUUUUAUGUGAAGAUCGAUGAUGAGGAAAACACAUAAAUAAUGUUAUGUUCUCUUCCUAAUUCCUACGAACCGAACCUCUCUUAGUUAUGAAAAAACAUUACCAAUUCGGUUGGCAUCAUGUUGACAAACUGUUAAAUAACUCUAUUGGAUACGAAUUAUUGUUGUUCAUGGAUGCAUAAUUCAGAUAUAAUCAAAUUCUUGUGCACAGGUAGGACAGAAAGAAAACUGUCUUCGUGAAGGAGCACACCCACUACCUGUAUAAUGUGAUGUCAUUUGGACUAAAAAAUAUGUGUAACAUACCAAUGGAUGAUGAAAAAGGUCUUUGAAGGUGAAAUUGUGAGAUACUAGUGUUGGUAUGCUCUCAUAGCAUAAAUUCGAUGAGAAUAUGGAUAUAAGAGAUCUAUAAUGGGGUUAAAUAGAUCGUGCCCUUUUAAAAACCAAAAACAAAACAC
Vicia villosa (hairy vetch) is the source of this 2295-nucleotide messenger RNA. RefSeq lists its product as uncharacterized. The record is from RefSeq and is a predicted model, not a curated record. The transcript has a single exon. NCBI's taxonomy places the organism in Eukaryota, Viridiplantae, Streptophyta, Magnoliopsida, Fabales, Fabaceae. The coding region runs from base 78 to 773 and encodes 231 amino acids.